This is a messenger RNA of Oryzias latipes (Japanese medaka), 5228 nucleotides long. It is a transcript of the gene ercc4, whose product is annotated as excision repair cross-complementation group 4. Gene Ontology annotation, cellular component: nucleotide-excision repair factor 1 complex. NCBI's taxonomy places the organism in Eukaryota, Metazoa, Chordata, Actinopteri, Beloniformes, Adrianichthyidae. The record is from RefSeq and is a predicted model, not a curated record. Gene Ontology annotation, molecular function: single-stranded DNA binding; single-stranded DNA endonuclease activity; damaged DNA binding. Gene Ontology annotation, biological process: resolution of meiotic recombination intermediates; nucleotide-excision repair involved in interstrand cross-link repair; double-strand break repair via homologous recombination.
UUUUGCUUGGGGCUGGUGGUUCUGGUUGGGAUUGGGGCUUCUCCCCCAGUAAAAGAGAAAAACAUUUCAGAGGAAGGUUGGGGAACAUUCCACACGGCACUCCCUGAGGAGGGGUCCCAGGCCGCCACACACCCAGCUGAGUAUCUGCCAUUGGGGGGUUGGUUGGAGUCUGGGAGUCUUUAGGAGGUAGGACCUCAAUUUACGUCAAAUUUUGUUUAUGGGGAGGGUUUAGUUGAGGUUGGGGCGCCCUCCCUCCGGGUUGGAUUUGGGGUUUAGGAUUGGAUUAUUGGAUUAGGAUUGGAUUGAAUCUAGGGUCACUUCUGCUUUAGUGGGUCUGGUUGGGGUUCGGAUUUGGACCCCUGGCUGGGGUUUGUUUGGCUGGUUGGGUUUGAGGUUCAAGAAAAACUCAGAAAACAUCGAUUUUCUGUUUCAGCUUCACAGAAAACUGAAGCGUUUUGACAAACAUCAUGUCUUCUUUUCCCCCCCUGGAUUAAAAAAGACAAAAUUCACACUUUUAGAAAUUCCAUUCACCUUCUUGCCCGUCAUGUUUAGCGCUGUGUCCGUUCAAAGUAAACCCUUGGUGCUUAUUGGUGAGGCGGCGUGGCGUCGGCCUUGGAAUCGCUGCUACCUCAGGGUCAGCUUUGAUGUCUGCUGGAGAGCUGCAGCCCUUUGAACGUCUGUUUUCUGCAGCUUCAGAGUGGAGGCUCUGCAGAGCGUCAUAUUACCGGACGAGUAUCACAAAAAUCGCUCGUGUUCGUCUUUCUAUGGUCUGAAAAAUAAUUAUUGAUAAGGAAAUUAAUUAUUUAGUGUCAUUUAUUAUCUUCUGUUUUUGUAAGUAAUUAAUUUCCUCGAUGUGAAAUCGAUCAAAUUUCUGUCCUGUUUUUGUUUCUUGCAACUUAAAGGCACAAAAAUGAUUUAGUUCCUUAGAAAAAAAAAUUCCUGCAUCUUGAAAGAAUUAUAUGUAGACAAAAUGUUAAAAAAAUAUUUUUCCAAUUUCCCCCAAACCUGACAAGCUGUUUGACAAACUGAAGCGACUAAAAGAUCUUAGAAAGAAACCCGUCACGCUGCAGAAAUGAUGUGGUCAUUAUGACUUUCAGCCCACUGAUGGUGCAGAAGCAUUGAAACAUCUCAAUGAUGCAGUAACAUGAUUUAAAUGAGGGAAAUAAACGUCUAAAAUCAAAAUCACUGAAAACGUAUUGUGUGUUUUUUAGCAGAAGUGAGCUUUUUAUUUUGCUGAGUGUUUCUCUGCAGAACAUUUGUGCUUCCAGACGGCAUCAGGGAAAGUCAUCAGCAAGGAAGAGCGGCUGAAAAAUGAGCUUUAAUUACAGCUUUGUUAUCUGAAGCCGUUCUUCAUCCCUCGUUUAUUCAAAACCAGGAUAUGAAGAUUCCAGCCUGAUCCAGCUGAUAGUGCUACAACACGUGUGACAGAAGUAAGUGUCUGCUUUAGAUGAUGGGGUGCAGACAGACGGGUGUAAAACUUCAGAACCGAUUCGAAAACUCUGUUUGGACCUUUUGGGUCAUGGAGCACCUCCAGAAAUUUCCUUUUGAAAUAAAAAAAAAAAUUGUUUAUUUUAUUCAAUUUUAGUUGAUCAUACAUGUAAAAAUAUUUCCCUUCCAUGACAUUUUAGAGACAUAGUUAACAUUAAAGCAAUUUUUUCAACUUUUUUUGAAACUAGAACAAGCAACUUAAUUUUCAGCAUAAAAAUGGAUUUAUCUGCAGUUUUAAAGGAACGUCAAGACCAUACUCAAACCGAAGUUUGUUUCUGAAUUAUUUCUUUUAUUUUCAGAAAAUUCCCUCUUUUGAAACUAUAGGAUAUCAGUUUAUAAUCUCUGAUUUCCCAUUCAUAACAUUUAAGAGAUAUUUUCAUAGAACUAAAUCUCUAUUUGAAUAAAAGAAUAAGUACUUGUAUUAAUUUAUAUAUUGUCUUUAAAGCAAGUUUGCUGCUUUGACUCUAUGUUCAUUAAUUUAUUCUAAGUGAAAUAUUUUGAAGGUCUUUUUAAAUCAUGCUUCACUUCUGUUGGCCGCUUUGGUCCUCCCUGCCGCACGGUGGCGCUCCUACAAUGUGUUCCCCUUUGACUCUGGUCGUUUCCGGUCUGUGGCGGAAGUGCUCGGUUUCAAAACAAAGUCGCAGGUGCUAGCUGCUGCACUGUUUGUCCAUACGAUGGACUUCCGUUCUUAGCUGACAGAACUGGACAGAAACGGUUAUUAAUUCAUGUAUUUAUUUUUUGCUUUCGGAUGAUAAAGUAAAUAUCUGAAUCAUCAUGGCGGGGCCGCUGCUGGAGUACGAGACCGAGAUCUUCCUGAGUCUGUUCAGCUCCGAUGGGCUCUUGGUGGUGGCUGAAGGGAUGGGGUUAGACCGCAUUCUGCUGCAGUUCAUGCGGGUUUACUCGGAGAAAGACAGCCUGGUCCUUCUGCUGAACACAACCACGCCUGAGCAGGAGUAUUUCACGGAGCAGCUUAGGGUGGAGGGCGUGACCCACCUGCCCCGGACGGUGACCAGCGACGUCCAGAGCUCCGAGCGCUACAGCGUUUACACCGAGGGAGGGGUGCUGUUCGUCACCAGCAGAAUCCUGGUGGUGGACUUUCUCCUUGAUCGCAUCCCCGCUCAUCUUAUAUCAGGCAUCCUGGUGUAUCGAGCCCAUAAAAUCAUCGAGUCGUGCCAGGAGGCCUUCAUUCUGCGACUGUUCAGGCAGAAAAACAAGACCGGCUUCAUUAAAGCCUUCACUGAUAAGGCCACAGCUUUCUCCACCGGCUUCUGCCAGGUGGAGCGCGUCAUGAGAAACCUCUUUGUGAAAAAACUCUACCUGUGGCCCAGGUUUCAAGCUUCUGUCAACACAGUGCUGGAGAGGCACAAGCCAGAAGUGGUGGAGCUGCACGUGUCGCUAACGCCGGCCAUGAGGGCCGUCCAGAGCUCCAUCCUGGACAUCAUGGGCGCCUGCCUGAAGGAGCUGAAGCGCUACAACCCCACCCUGGAGGCGGAGGACCUGUCGCUGGAGAACACGCUGGGAAACGCCUUUGAGAAGACUAUCCGUCACUACCUGGACCCCCUGUGGCACCAGUUGGGGGCUAAAACCAAAGCUUUGGUUCAGGACCUGAAGGUGCUGCGGGUCCUUCUGCUCUACCUCACUCAGUACGACUGCGUCACCUUCCUCAACCUGCUGGAGUCUCUGCGCUCCAGCCAGAAGAUCUUCGGCUCCAAUUCAGGCUGGCUCUUCCUGGAUUCCAGUACCUCCAUGUUCGUGAACGCCAGAAGUCGAGUUUACCGCAUUCCCGAGGGCAAGAAGAAGCUCCGAGUGGGAGAGGAGGAGCAGAGACAGAAAUCCUCCUCUGCUCCAGAAAUGAAACGGGAGCUGGUCCUGGAGAAGAGCCCGAAGUGGGAGGCCCUUACCGAGGUGCUGGAGGAGAUUGAGAAGGAGAACAAGAGCUGCGAGGAAGCAGGCGGCGUGCUCAUCUGUGCCAGCGACGACCGCACCUGCGCCCAGCUGCAGCAGUACAUCCGUCACGGCUCCGAUGGGCUGCUCCACCGCCUCUACGCUCGCACCAUCGGCAAGCGCGACUCUGCCGCCGCCGCCAUGGAGGUGGCUGUGCACAAAAAGGGAAAGGGGGGGCUGAAAAAGGGGGCCAAAGGAAAGGAAACCGCGCAGAAAAAAAGGGCAACAAAAAAUCAAAGCAGGCCGUCUCUGACCCUAACCCAGAUGAUGGGGAAGGAGGAGGUGGGGGGCAGCGGCGACGAAGACUGCCUGAUGGAGGAAGAGGAGGAGGAGGAGGAGCAGAUGAAGUUGGAUCUGUCCUCAGACGCCUACUAUGGGAUCCUAAAGGAGCCCCUGACUGUCAUCCACCCUUUGAAAGGCUGCACUGACCCCCACAGCCUGACCCGGGUGCUGCACGAGGUGGAGCCCAGCUUCGUGGUGCUGUACGACGCCGAGCUGAGUUUUGUCCGCCAGCUGGAGGUCUACAAAGCCAUGCGGCCCGGAAAACCCCUCCGGGUUUAUUUCUUAAUCUACGGAGGCUCCACGGAGGAGCAGAAGUACCUGACGGCGCUGUCGAAGGAGAAGAAGGCGUUCGAGCAUCUCAUCAGAGAAAAAGCCACGAUGGUCGUCCCAGAGGAGAGAGAAGGACGAGAAGACACGAACCUCGACUUGGCCAGAAAUUUGGAGCCCGCCAACGCCACCACCAACACCCACAAAGCAGGAGGGCAGGAGCAGCGCUCAGAGCCGUCCAGAGUCAUCGUGGACAUGCGCGAGUUCCGCAGCGAGCUGCCGUCCCUGCUCCACCGCCGCGGGCUGGACAUCGAGCCCGUCACCCUGGAGGUGGGCGACUACAUCCUGACCCCGGACACGUGCGUCGAGCGCAAGAGCGUCAGCGACCUGAUUGGCUCCCUGCAAAGCGGCCGUCUCUACAGCCAGUGCCUCUCCAUGACCCGCUACUACCGGAAACCGGUGCUGCUGAUCGAGUUCGAUCCCGCCAAGCCUUUCUCCUUAACGGCCAGGUCGGAUUUCCGUCACGAGAUUUCGUCAAAUGACGUUUCCUCCAAGCUGACUUUGCUCACGCUGCACUUCCCCCGCCUCCGCAUACUGUGGUGCCCCUCGCCGCACGCCACGGCCGAGCUCUUCCUGGAGCUGAAGCGAGGCCGCCCCGAGCCCGAUGCCGCCGCUGCUCUAGCGGUCACGGCCGAGUCGGACACGGUGGCAGAAUCCGCAGGCCUCUACAACCCUGGGCCGUACGACUUCCUGUUGAAAAUGCCAGGAGUCAACGUGAAAAACUAUCGCGCUCUCAUAAAACACGCCGACAGCCUGGCAGACAUCUCCAGACUCGGCCAGGACAAGUUAGCAGAGAUACUUGGGAACACCCACAAUGCUAAGCUGCUGUAUGAAUUCAUGCAUAAUGUUGCAGACGUUCCUGCUCCAGUGCAGAAGAGAAAGCAGACGUGACGGAGAACCAAACAUUUGGGCCACAUUUGGUGUGAAAAAAGUUGUUUUUCUUUUUUUUUUUAAAUGGCAAUGGUAUGUUAUCGUAUUUCAAAAUAAAAGUUUUCUAUUUUUGUAACCAAACUACAGUUUGAAUUACAAUUAUACACACGUUCUUAAGAGAGAUAUUUAACAGUUUACUUGAUUGGUGUGCUUGUAUCUAACUAUAUUUGGGAAGUAAUAUACAACCUAGAUCCAUAAAGAUUCCAAUUUUAAAUUGCAUGAAUUCAAAUAAAAAAAUUUGCUCGCAUAUAACGAAA